Liolophura sinensis is the source of this 1059-nucleotide messenger RNA. Its product is annotated as motilin receptor-like. Gene Ontology annotation, cellular component: plasma membrane. Gene Ontology annotation, molecular function: G protein-coupled receptor activity. Gene Ontology annotation, biological process: G protein-coupled receptor signaling pathway. Lineage: Eukaryota; Metazoa; Mollusca; Polyplacophora; Chitonida; Chitonidae. The record is from RefSeq and is a predicted model, not a curated record. The transcript is spliced from 2 exons. Bases 1 to 1059 code for a protein of 352 amino acids.
AUGGUUGCAAACUACACAGAGUUCGAGUCUUGGUCGCCCAGCUUGUCCGACAAAGUUAUAAUCGCUGUGAUAUUCAGCUGUAUUAUCCUCACAGGUGUCCUGGGCAAUGUACUCGUCAUCGCUCUCAUCCUCUUCGUGAGAAAAAUGCGCAGUGUUGUAAAUCUGUGCUUAGCCUCGUUAGCCCUGGCGGAUCUCAUCGUUGUCGUGUUUUUACCAAUACUGCCUUUAGCCUGGUUGUUUGACCUGGACUACUCUUUCAUGGGAACGAAUUUCUGUGCGUCUCUCAUUACUGAAGGUGUCUCCCUUAUUAUUGUAGGUGUCUUCGUCUCGUCCAUUGACAGAGGAGCACUCGUGGGUUCAACUUUGAUCUUUCUCCUCAUAGCCGUGGAAAGGUAUACAGUGUUGUGUCGCCCUCUUAAGACCCUGGGGUUGUGGACUACCCCUAGGAUAUGCGGCUUACUCCUCGUUAUUUGGGCGAUAACAGUUGGUGUCUCUCUACCUAUGGGAUACGCCACGCGGUACGAGCAGUGGGAAUACGAGAAUACAACAUGGACGGAUUGCUACACACUAUAUGACGAACCGUGGGUCCAGUGGUACGACAUCGCUUUGAUCAUUGGGACGUAUUUCCUGCCAAUCCUUUUACUGACGCUACUCUAUGGAAAGAUAAUCAUGACACUGAAAACACAAGUACCACAAAGCGACACCAAAUGCCCUGGAUCGCGAGCGGCGAGAAGAUCUCGUCUGCAGGUUAUGGUCAUGCUGGUGUCAGUGCUUUUGAUCUUUGUGGUAUGCCUUCUGCCGUUCAAGAUUUAUAUUCUUCUAUUGUAUUUGAAUCCUGAACUGUUAGACGCCAUGGAUUAUAAGUCACAUUUCGCCAUGAACUGGUUUUUCAGAUUGAUGCUGUAUCUCAACCACAUUGCAAACCCCAUUGUCUACUUCGUGAUGUCGGCGAAUUUCAGGGACGCAUUCCGAGAGUUGUUUUGUAGUUUUUGCGCUAGAGUCAGCUCUGAUGGCGAGAGUUCUGCUACCAGCCAUACUAUCGUCACAAUGAAACACUAA